CCGCUUAGAUACUAAGAUUGGCCCCUGAAUCGAAUCAGGAUAUUUAAAUCAUUUUUAAGUACAAUAAAUUUAAAUUGUUUGUUCAAAUUCUGGGGAAAUUGACAGAUUGUCGUGGGAUAUUGAUUGAAUCACUAAUCAGUCCCUCGUCUUUUUAAAUUUACGUACAAUAUUUUGUCAAUUCGUUCAUUUUAUUUAAUUCUUUUCAAGUUAAGAUAUCUCUGAGCCUUCGCAAUGGGUCGCGUUAUUAGAAGUCAGAGGAAGGGUAGAGGGUCCGUUUUCAAGGCCCAUACACAUAAAAGAAAGGGAGCCGUCAAACUCCGCAAGUUGGACUAUGCGGAAAACCACGGCUACGUCAAGGGUGUUGUGAAGGAUAUAGUUCACGAUCCCGGUAGGGGUGCUCCCCUCGCAAAGGUUGCUUUUAGGAAUGCUUACAAGUUCGGCACUGACACUGAGCGCCUAAUUGCAGUAGAGGGUAUGUAUACUGGUCAAUUUGUCUAUUUCGGUACUGGAGCAUCGCUAUCUAUCGGAAACUGCUUGCCUCUCUCAAAAAUGCCAGAGGGUACUAUCAUUAGCAGCCUUGAAGAAAAGAGGGGUGACAGAGGUCGCUUGGCCAAGACAUCUGGUACUUAUGCAACUGUUAUUGGUCACUCUGAUGAUGGCAAGCUAACCAGAAUCAGACUCCCAUCCGGCACCAGAAAAACCAUUAGCUCCUCCGCAAGAGCUGUAGUUGGUUGUGUUGCUGGCGGUGGCAGAAUUGACAAGCCAUUGCUCAAGGCUGGUGUUGCCUAUCACAAGUAUAAGGCCAAGCGCAACUGCUGGCCAAAGGUUAGAGGUGUUGCUAUGAACCCAGUUGAGCAUCCUCAUGGUGGUGGUAACCAUCAGCAUAUUGGUCAUCCAUCCACUAUCUCUAGAUUGGCUCCUCCUGGUCAAAAGGUCGGUCUUAUUGCUGCUCGCAGGACUGGUCUAUUGAGAGGAAGUAAGAAAAAGAAGUUUGCCAAGGGAGACUUCUAG
Molecule: messenger RNA, 1011 nt
Organism: Theileria equi strain WA
Lineage: Eukaryota; Apicomplexa; Aconoidasida; Piroplasmida; Theileriidae
Product: 60S ribosomal protein L2/L8, putative
Exons: 2
Coding region: 232-1011 (259 amino acids)
Biological process (GO): cytoplasmic translation
Cellular component (GO): cytosolic large ribosomal subunit; ribosome
Molecular function (GO): structural constituent of ribosome; RNA binding
Source: RefSeq, a predicted model, not a curated record